AUGUCUGAGAGGGACGGACACGGGGACGCGGACACAGCUCCGGACUUCAUCCCGCCGAGGACGUCCCGCGGCCGGCGCAGCGGAGUGGUCCUCCCCGGUGGGGGGGGCCAGGACACGGACACCAUCCUGCUGGAGUCCGUGAGGGCGACCCCCCGCCGGAGCAGCAUCAUCAAGGAUCCCUUGGUGCAGAAAGUGGGCGGCGGCAGGAAGAAGACGGUGUCCUUCAGCAGCAUGCCCUCCGAGAAGAAGGUGAGCAGUGCGGCCGACUGCCUGGCCUUCAUGCAGGGCGGCUGUGAGCUGAAGAAGAUCCGGCCCAACUCCCGGCUCUACUGCCGCUUCUACACGCUGGACCCGGACCUGAGCUGCCUGCGCUGGGAGCCGUCGAAGAAGGACGGCGAGCGGGCGCGUCUGGACGUGUGCAGCGUCCGGGAGGUCCGCACCGGGAAGAGCACCGAGACCUUCCUGCACAACGGACCCCUGUGUGAGCAGCUGGCCGAGGAGGCGGCCUUCUCCAUCAUCCACGGAGACGACUACCAGUCUCUGGACCUGGUUGCACUCUCUGCUGAUGUGGCCAACAUCUGGGUGACGGGUCUCCGCUACCUGCUGGCCCACCCGUCUGUGGUCGGAGGGGCCGGGGGAGGUGGGGGAGGAGGCCUGGGGGAGGGAGGGGUGGUGGCGGUGGAUGGAAGCCUGGGCAGCAAGAUGAGGAGCGAGUGGCUGGAGGCGGAGUUCGCCCAGGUGGACGAGGACGGAUACGGCAUCGUGUCGGAGGACAUCGCCGUCGCCACCAUCUGCAAACUGUGUCCCGGCAUCAGGGAGGCCAAGGUGCGUCUGCGUUUCAAAGAGAUCCAGCGCAGCAAAGAGAAGCUGACCUCCCACGUGACCCGGGAGGAGUUCCAGGAGGCCUUCUGCGAGCUGUGCACCCGGCCCGACGUCUACUUCCUGCUGGUGCAGCUGUCCAAGGACCGCGAGUGCCUGGACCCCCAGGACCUGCGUCUCUUCCUGGAGACGGAGCAGGGGUUGCCCCUGGCGACGGCCGAGGGCUGCUGGGAGCUGCUGCGGCGCCACGAGCCGUCGGCGCAGGGCCGCGAGCGCGGGCUGAUGGGCCUGGACGGGUUCGCUCGCUACCUGCAGUCGCCCGAGUGUCAGCUGCUGGACCCCGAGCACCGGGGGGUCUGCCAGGACAUGAACCUGCCGCUGUCCCACUACUACGUCAGCACCUCGUACCGCUCCUACCUGCUGGAGGACCAGGUCCACGGCCGAGCCGACCUCGGAGGCCUCAUCAAGUCCCUGCAGUCCGGGUGUCGGUGUCUGGAGCUGGGAGUGACCGACGGCCCAGAGGGCGAGCCCCUGCUGGGCGUGGACCACGGGCCAGAGGUCCCACGCCACCAUCACCACCACCACCACCACCACCACCACCACGCUCCGGUGACCAUCCGCUCGGCCCUGGAGGUGGUGAACAAGUACGCCUUCCUGACCUCCCAGUACCCGCUGCUGGUCUACCUGUGCCAGCGCUGCUCGCCGGCCCAGCAGCGCACGAUGGCGCAGCACCUGAAGAAGGUGUUCGGCUCCCGCCUCUUCACGCCGGACGCCCUGCCCGUGUGCCUGGGGGGGCGGGCCUCCACCCUGCCCUCCCCCGAGCAGCUGAAGGGACGCAUCCUGCUCGUGGGCAAGAAGCUGCCGCCGGAGCAGCAGGGGUCGGACGGCGAGGUCUCCGAGGAGGACGAGGAGAUCGGAGGAGGCGGGCCGUUGGCAGGGCGACGGAUGACCAUCCCCGGGGAGGAGGAACUGGGCGUGGUCCUGGUGGUGCCGCCGCCCUCUCAACCCAGGAAGCUGCGUCUCCACAAGGAGCUGUCGGACCUGGUGGUCAUCGCCCGGACCGGCAGCCGAGGCUUCUACGCCCAGAGGUCGAGUCACAAGCACGCCCAGCAGCAGUCCCCCCCCAGCAGCCCCUCCUCCCCCGGCACGCCGCUGCCCCCCGAGCCGCCUUACUGGACCCUGUGCUCCCUGGGGGAGGGCGAGGGGGGGCGGCUGACCAGCGAGAGCCCGGAGGACCUGGUCAUGUUCACCAAGCGCACUCUGACCCGGGUGCGGCCCAGCUCCGUGCGCCUGGACUCCAGCAACCCCAACCCCCAGGGCUACUGGAAGGGGGGGGUCCAGCUCGUGGCCUUGAACCAGCAGACCCCCGGCGCCAUGCUGGACCUCCACCGAGGUCGCUUCUCUCAGAACGGGGGGUGUGGCUACGUGCUGCGGCCGGCGGUGAUGAGGGACGAGGUGUCGUACUUCAGCGCCCACACGCAGGGGUGUGUCCCCGGAGUUCCUCCUCAGACGCUACGCAUCAAGGUCAUCAGCGCCCACAACCUGCCCAAGCCUCAGGGGUCGGGGGCGAAGGGCGAGGUCAUCGACCCCUACGUGGUCCUGGAGCUGCACGGCGUCCCGGCCGACUGCGCCGAGCAGCGGACCCGCACGGCCGCUCAGAACCAGGACGACCCGCUGUUCGAUGAGACCUUCGAGUUCCAGGUCAACAUGCCGGAGCUAGCCUUGCUGCGCUUCGUGGUUUUAGACGACGACUACAUCGGAGACGACUUCAUCGGCCAGUACAGCGUGGCCUUCGAGUGCCUUCAGCCCGGCUACCGCAACGUGCCCCUGCUGGGCCUGGUGGGAGACCCCUUGCCCCACACCAGCCUGUUCGUCCACGUGGCCGUCACCAACCGGCGAGGAGGCGGCAAGGCCCAGAGGCGGGGUCUGUCGGUGAGGAGGGUGGGCCGGCGGGGGAGGGAGUACGUCACGCUGAGGCACACCAGCAUCAAGGUGGUGGACGAGACCUUCAAGACGGCCGGCGGCGCCUUGAAGGAGGCGGCCGAGCUGCGGGAGGACGCUCAGAGCACCACGGCCAGUUUCAAGGAGCAGUGUGGGCUCCCCACGGUGGCCAAGCUCAAGCAGUGCAUCCAGAGCCUGGCCACCCGGCUGCAGGGCCCCGAGGGGCCCCUGGGGGCCACCAUGGUGCUGAGGGAGGGCUACCCUUGUCUGGAGCCGCUGGCCAACCUGUCGGAGCCGACACGCAAACUGCUCAGCGCCUACGACACGAUGAUCGCUGCUCAGAAGCAACUGAUCGAGAACGCAGACGCCGUCCAGGAGAAGAUCGCCCAGGUGCAGAGAGAAGGCAUGGACUUCCACGAGGACCUGUCCCGGCUCGGGGAGAAGGACGGACUGAAGGGACGCAAGCUGUGCAAAGCUGUGGAGAGCUUCACCUGGAACAUCACUGUCCUCAAGGGUCAGAGCGAUCUGCUCCGAGGAGCCAAGGUGGAUUCCCUGGACGCUCUGCGGCAGCUGGCUCUGGCCUGUGAAGCCUGCGGACUCGCCUCCUCCUCCUCCUCCAUCUCCUCCUCCUCCACCUUCUCCGCUGCCGAGCUGCACUACUCCUCCCACUCGCUGUCGGGCCGCCGCAGCAGCACGCACGGAAACGGACGCAUUUGACCCGACUCCCUGCCCCCGGGUCCAGCACGCUGCCAAAGAUGGAGAGAGAGAGAGAAGAAGAGAGUGAAUACAGAGGAUGUGAGGA
Limanda limanda (common dab) is the source of this 3562-nucleotide messenger RNA. RefSeq names its product phospholipase C like 1 (gene plcl1). The record is from RefSeq and is a predicted model, not a curated record. The transcript has 12 exons. Gene Ontology annotation, biological process: lipid metabolic process; intracellular signal transduction. Lineage: Eukaryota; Metazoa; Chordata; Actinopteri; Pleuronectiformes; Pleuronectidae. The coding region runs from base 1 to 3477 and encodes 1158 amino acids. Gene Ontology annotation, molecular function: phosphatidylinositol-4,5-bisphosphate phospholipase C activity.